AUGGUGCUCCUCGACAAGGGGCCUCGGUUCAAUCCUGCACAUCACAGUGGCGCAACUUUCGGUACCUUCAUCCGCCCACGAAUCUGUGGUACUUUGAUGGACGCAAAAAGCAGGGAACUCACUCACAGCAACCGUGAACUGCCCAAUCUCUAUGCAGCGUGGGAUUCGUGCAAGGAGCCAGAUGCCGAAGUCAAUUCGGAUGUCGGAGGGUUGUUGGAAGUUCCAGACCCCUCCGCUGCAUUUGAGGAUGAACUCAUCCGGGACAUCUCCUUUGAGUGUGCCUUGCCGGAACUCCUGAAAAUGUUGACCCCCCGGGAACGCGACGUUUUCGCCCGUAUUCGUGAGCAUCAUCUAAAUUGGGAGAUUGCCGAGGCGUUGGAAAUCUCUGAAGCGCGCGUCAGCCAACUAAUAACACAGAUGACACAGAAACUGAAAAGCACAGGGCAAAGGCUCGGGUUGGCAGAAUAA
Geodia barretti is the source of this 468-nucleotide messenger RNA. The record is from the annotation of a GenBank genome assembly. Lineage: Eukaryota; Metazoa; Porifera; Demospongiae; Tetractinellida; Geodiidae.